AUGUCUGCUGCUCCUGUCCAAGACAAAGACACUCUGUCCAAUGCCGAGCGUGCGAAGAACGUCAACGGGUUGCUUCAGGUGCUCAUGGACAUUAACACUCUGAACGGAGGGAGCUCCGACACUGCUGAUAAGAUAAGAAUUCAUGCCAAAAACUUCGAGGCAGCUUUGUUCGCAAAGAGCUCUUCAAAGAAAGAAUACAUGGACAGCAUGAACGAAAAAGUUGCUGUCAUGCGCAACACGUACAAUACGAGGAAAAACGCCGUUACUGCUGCUGCCGCUAAUAACAACAUUAAACCCGUGGAACAGCACCAUAUUAACAACUUGAAAAAUUCUGGCAACAGCGCCAAUAAUAUGAAUGUCAAUAUGAAUCUAAACCCACAGAUGUUCUUGAAUCAGCAGGCUCAGGCAAGGCAACAGGUUGCGCAACAAUUAAGAAAUCAACAACAACAACAACAACAGCAGCAGCAGCAACAGAGGCGUCAAUUGACUCCUCAACAACAACAAUUAGUGAACCAGAUGAAAGUGGCACCUAUUCCCAAACAAUUACUGCAAAGAAUUCCUAACAUUCCACCCAAUAUCAACACCUGGCAGCAGGUCACUGCUUUGGCUCAACAAAAGCUAUUGACACCUCAGGAUAUGGAAGCUGCGAAGGAAGUCUACAAGAUUCACCAGCAGUUGCUAUUCAAAGCAAGGCUACAGCAACAACAAGCACAGGCUCAAGCACAAGCUAAUAACAACAACAACGGCCUCCCCCAAAAUGGUAAUAUUAACAAUAACAUAAAUAUUCCUCAACAGCAGCAAAUGCAACCUCCCAAUUCAAGUGCGAACAACAACCCUUUGCAACAGCAAUCAUCACAAAAUACCGUACCAAACGUCCUCAACCAAAUUAACCAAAUCUUUUCUCCAGAGGAGCAACGCAGCUUAUUACAAGAAGCCAUCGAAACCUGCAAGAAUUUUGAAAAAACACAAUUGGGUAGUACGAUGACGGAACCUGUCAAGCAAAGUUUUAUUAGGAAAUACAUUAACCAAAAGGCCCUGAGAAAAAUCCAAGCUUUGAGAGAUGUUAAGAACAACAAUAACGCUAACAACAACGGCUCGAACCUUCAGAGAGCCCAAAAUGUCCCUAUGAAUAUCAUCCAACAACAACAACAACAGAACACGAACAAUAAUGACACCAUUGCCACUUCUGCUACACCUAAUGCUGCCGCUUUCUCUCAGCAACAGAACGCAAGUUCUAAAUUAUAUCAGAUGCAACAACAGCAACAAGCUCAAGCUCAAGCUCAAGCUCAAGCUCAGGCACAGGCUCAAGCACAAGCUCAAGCACAGGCGGCACAAGCGGCGCAAGCGCAAGCACAAGCACAAGCACAAGCACAAGCACAGGCACAGGCACAGGCACAAGCCCAGGCGCAGGCCCAAGCCCAAGCCCAAGCACAAGCACAAGCACACGCUCAGCACCAGCCCUCCCAACAACCACAACAAGCUCAGCAACAACCUAACCCACUACAUGGGUUGACACCUACUGCAAAGGAUGUCGAAGUAAUUAAGCAAUUGUCCUUGGAUGCUUCUAAGACCAACCUAAGGCUUACGGACGUAACAAAUUCUUUAUCCAAUGAAGAAAAGGAAAAAAUUAAAAUGAAGUUAAAGCAAGGUCAAAAGCUUUUUGUUCAGGUGAGUAAUUUCGCCCCACAAGUCUACAUCAUCACAAAGAAUGAAAACUUCUUGAAGGAAGUUUUUCAGUUAAGAAUCUUUGUAAAAGAGAUCCUAGAAAAAUGUGCCGAGGGUAUAUUUGUUGUUAAAUUAGACACCGUUGACAGGUUAAUUAUUAAGUAUCAAAAAUAUUGGGAAAGUAUGAGAAUUCAAAUUUUAAGAAGACAAGCUAUUUUAAGACAACAACAGCAAAUGGCAAACAACAAUGGGAACCCAGGCACUACUUCUACUGGAAACAAUAAUAAUAUUGCAACUCAGCAAAAUAUGCAACAGUCACUACAGCAAAUGCAGCAUUUACAGCAAUUGAAAAUGCAGCAGCAACAACAACAGCAGCAACAACAACAGCAGCAACAACAACAGCAGCAACAACAACAGCAACAGCACAUAUAUCCCUCCUCGACUCCUGGUGUGGCUAAUUAUUCGGCAAUGGCUAAUGCACCCGGUAACAAUAUCCCAUAUAUGAACCAUAAAAAUACCUCUAGCAUGGAUUUUUUGAACUCUAUGGAAAAUACACCAAAAGUUCCCGUAUCCGCUGCGGCAACCCCAUCACUGAACAAGACGAUCAACGGUAAGGUGAAUGGCAGGACAAAAUCUAAUACGAUACCUGUUACCAGCAUUCCAUCAACAAAUAAGAAACUAUCAAUUUCAAAUGCCGCUAGUCAACAACCCACUCCUAGGUCUGCAUCAAAUACCGCUAAGUCAACCCCAAAUACAAAUCCUUCUCCACUGAAAACCCAAACUAAAAAUGGCACACCAAACCCCAAUAAUAUGAAGACUGUACAGUCUCCUAUGGGUGCACAACCAUCAUAUAAUAGUGCCAUUAUAGAGAAUGCAUUCAGAAAGGAAGAACUCUUGUUAAAAGAUUUGGAAAUCAGGAAGUUGGAGAUAUCUUCUCGUUUUAAACAUCGCCAAGAAAUUUUCAAAGAUUCUCCUAUGGAUUUGUUUAUGAGUACGCUGGGUGAUUGCUUAGGUAUCAAAGAUGAAGAGAUGCUUACGUCAUGCACUAUCCCAAAGGCUGUGGUUGAUCACAUCAACGGCUCUGGCAAAAGGAAGCCUACAAAAGCGGCUCAAAGGGCUCGCGAUCAAGAUUCCAUUGACAUUUCCAUAAAAGACAACAAAUUGGUUAUGAAGAGUAAAUUCAAUAAGAGCAAUAGGUCGUAUUCGAUAGCGUUGUCCAAUGUAGCUGCUAUAUUCAAGGGUAUCGGUGGUAACUUUAAAGACUUGUCCACUUUGGUUCAUUCAUCAUCGCCGUCCACAUCUUCUAAUAUGGAUGUCGGCAACCCAAGAAAAAGAAAAGCCAGCGUAUUAGAAAUAAGCCCGCAAGAUUCGAUAGCCUCGGUGCUAUCACCAGAUUCAAAUAUAAUGAGUGAUUCUAAAAAAAUUAAAGUAGAUUCUCCUGAUGACCCAUUCAUGACAAAAUCAGGAGCCACAACUAGUGAAAAACAAGAAGUAACAAAUGAAGCUCCAUUUUUAACUUCUGGGACUAGUUCAGAACAAUUCAAUGUAUGGGAUUGGAAUAAUUGGACAAGUGCUACUUGA
This is a messenger RNA of Saccharomyces cerevisiae S288C, 3246 nucleotides long. RefSeq names its product Gal11p (gene GAL11). Gene Ontology annotation, cellular component: nucleus; mediator complex. Bases 1 to 3246 code for a protein of 1081 amino acids. The transcript has a single exon. Gene Ontology annotation, biological process: regulation of transcription by RNA polymerase II; regulation of DNA-templated transcription. Lineage: Eukaryota; Fungi; Ascomycota; Saccharomycetes; Saccharomycetales; Saccharomycetaceae. The record is from RefSeq and is marked reviewed. Gene Ontology annotation, molecular function: transcription coregulator activity.